Papaver somniferum (opium poppy) is the source of this 744-nucleotide messenger RNA. RefSeq lists its product as uncharacterized. Bases 1 to 744 code for a protein of 247 amino acids. Lineage: Eukaryota; Viridiplantae; Streptophyta; Magnoliopsida; Ranunculales; Papaveraceae. The record is from RefSeq and is a predicted model, not a curated record. The transcript has a single exon.
AUGAACCAAAAAUUUAAAGUGGACGAAGACUUAUUGAUUCCUACAGUUGAUGACAAGCCUCAAGGAAGCAGUUUGUGGAAUAAUGUAGCUAGGACAUUGAAAGACAUCCAUAGCUUCUCCAACUUUACGAUCAAGAAUGGUAGAGGUGUUCGCUUUUGGGCUGACAAAUGGCUGGAUAGGGGUUGUCUUAAGGAUAUUUUUCUGGUGAUCUUUAAAGAUGUUAAAGAUAAGAACAUAUCGGUGGAAUACAUGAUUGAUGGAAAUAAUUGGAGAUGGAAUUUCAAGAAAAAUAUCAACGCUAAUGAGCAGUUAGAAUGGGAUUUAUUAAGGAGGGAUUUGGGUCAAGUUCCUGAGCUUUCAAAUGAGGAAGAUGAGAUGAAUAUUCUAAAUGAUUUUAGUACUAAGAAUUGCUAUGAUUCUUUGGUUGGAGAGUUAGAACAUUGCGACUUUCAGCAGUUUUUAUGGAGGAAUAAUAUUCCUCAUAAAGUGAGUUUUCUACUCUGGGCUGGUUUCCAGAAUGCUAUUUCAACAGGAGUUAUGUUGAAUCAUAGAGUAGUUCAAGUUGACAGUGAGUUAUGUAUUUUUUGCGAUGCUGAAAGGGAGACAGGUGAACACAUGCUAAUGCAUUGUUCUUAUUCUUUCGAUGUUUGGGACUAUUUUAUCAAGGCGUUCAAAAUAUCAUGGCCUUUACCUAGAACAUUGCAGGAACUUUUUGAAGCUUGUUUUGUUAACGUUCUUCAUUGA